Molecule: messenger RNA, 1390 nt
Organism: Desarmillaria tabescens
Lineage: Eukaryota; Fungi; Basidiomycota; Agaricomycetes; Agaricales; Physalacriaceae
Exons: 6
Coding region: 276-1175 (299 amino acids)
Biological process (GO): translation
Cellular component (GO): ribosome
Molecular function (GO): structural constituent of ribosome
Source: RefSeq, a predicted model, not a curated record
AGGCAGCCCGUCGCGAUCAACUUUCAAGUCGUGGUAAGUACAUGGCAAACCAAUGGAAAACAUCCGACAGUUGCUGAUAAAUGUCAACACUGACAUUGCCUCCAGGCGAGGACUGACAUUUUGUACCCACAUUGUCGCAUCUGACAAGCAUCUGAUGUUCCUUUUAGCAUCAGUCUGUCUAGCAUUAGUAUCGCCUUGACGACCCGCAUAUCCUGCCACGAGACUUCCCAGUACAAAAUGUAACCAUAAUCGAGUACAUUCACACAACCAUGCACAUGCCCAGAGACCCCUACAGGACGGACGAACCUGCUUCCCUUCUUUGGCUUGAACAGGUACUGAAUGCGGCUGUUCAUAUUGGCGCCAUGGCAUACGGCGGUCAGCUGAUAAUUGCUUUCCUUGCGGCGUAUCAUAUCCUGCAUUCGUCCAAGAAGCAUUACGUCUGGCAGACGAUAGUCUUUAUUUCUUUCAUCGUCGUCCUCUCCACUAUCUAUACAGCCUGCAACAUCCACUUCAAUGAGCUGGCGUGGAUCGAUGAACGCAACUACCCCGGAGGUCCCCUUGCUUACCAACUCGAGCAGCAGGACCAGAAGUUUCAAACGUUGGGAAACGCGGCUUCUGUUCUUCUCACUAUAUUGGCCGACCUUUGCAUGCUUUGGCGCUGCUAUGUCGUCUACCAUAAUCAGUGGAUGAUUAUCGUAGUUCCAGGAUUAGUUCUCUUGGCAGUAGCUAUAUUGGGCGUGUUCGUGGUCCUCAGACUUGCAACUCCGGGAGCCGGUCUCUGGGCGUCAGAGAUUGUUGAUCUUUCUGUCCCUUAUUGGUCUUUAGCGAUCUUUUUCAACCUCCUGGUGACUUUGAUGAUCGUUUCCCGCGUCCUUCUCAUGCGAAGGAAGAUUCAAUCUUCUCUGGGACCUCAGUAUGGUGGCGCAUAUACAGGAGUGGCCGCGAUGAUGAUCGAAUGUGCCAUCCCAUACGCGCUGGUCUCCUUUGUCUUCAUAAUAUUGUACGGUCUAAACAACACCGCCUCGAGCUUGUUUGUCCCGUUGAUGAUUAUGAUUGAGGGAAUAACGCCCCUGCUCAUCAUUUUACGAGUAGCUCGAGGGCAGGCAUUGUCGAAGGAGACCGUGGCCAGUGCCGGAGAAGUGUCCUUUAUUCGAUUUCGUAAGGGCGCUGCAUAGAAGAGUGCUGAUGGUGAUUUCACUCCGGUCAACAGCACUUCUACUCCGGUGCUCAAUAUCGCGAUGAAGGUUAUCCACGAAUCUUCAUCUCAGCUAUCGAAACCGCACGGUCUAUAGGUUCUCGCGAAUGCUAGCGCUUGCCGAUACCAGUCCUAAAUGCAGUAAAUUCGUGUAAAUUCGAUUUAAGAUCUGUAUCUAUGAAAUAUUUUGGCGAG